UAUUGCAGCCCCAGUCCUAAGCAGGGUGAGCGAGCAGAGCGGUUUCUAUCUCUCCUCCAUACUUACUCAGUAUUCAAACAUCCGUCCGCUAAGGAUUUUUUUGGACUACUUGCUGCCUCGUAUUGAUAGGCUAAUAUAUCUGGAGAAAAGACACGAAGGGACCCGUCGACGAUCCAUAGAGGUAUACCUUCACGGUAAUUUGGUAGAUUUUUGUCCCCCCAAUUAUUCUACUAUUCCUCUAUUGGGCUGUCGCGAGUUGUUUCGCUUCUCACUGGGUCCGUUUUAAUGGAAAAAAGCGACGCGGAGGAGAUGAUCCAGACGGGAGUCUAACGCAUUUUUUUUUUGCCCAUUGACGAUCAUCUUGUUGCAUUGGACUUCUAUUGUGGGCUAUGGGAAGUAUCGAUUCGCACGGAGACAGCACAUUUUGCUCUUCAUAAAGGAUGUGGUCAAGUAUUUUGGAAAAAUAGCCAUAGCUUCCGGAGUGUAAGGCCAAAUGACAUAGGAUGAAGGCUAUUCGUAACCAGUUGAUUUAUAUAUUUUCCACCUAUCUCCUGGUUAUGUUUGGAUUAACUGGUGCACAAGACUACUGGUGUUCCACUUUGGUCAAGGGGGUCAUAUAUGGAUCUUACUCAGUGACUGAGAUGUUUCCCAAGAACUACACGAAUUGCACAUGGACGUUGGAGAACCCUGACCCUACCAAAUACAGCAUCUACCUUAAACUAUACAAACGAGACUUGAGCUGCUCCGAGUUCUCUUUGCUUGCUUAUCAAUUCGAUCACUACUCGCACGAGAAGAUCAAUGAAUUGCUGAAAAACAACGAGUCUAUAGUGUACCUGUGUGAUUCCAAGAAUAUGUAUAUAUUUUUGCAGUAUGACAAGAAUUUCGUGCAGCUACGGAGGGUUUUCCCUUACGAUUAUAACGGAUUGCAGAAGACGGACGAAGAGGAGAAGUCUGUGGUGGAAUUCUUGGUCUUGAACAAGGCGAGCCCCAGUCAAUUUGGAUGUCAGGUGCUGUGCACGUGGCUGGAAAACUGCCUGAAAUCGGAGAAAGGAACUGUGGAAUCAUGUGGAAUAGUGUAUACAAAAUGCACCUGUCCCCAGCACCUAGGCGACGGAGAAUCAGAAAGUAUGCUUUUGCUUAACAACGUGGUUUUGCCUUUAAAUCCCCAAACGGAGGGAUGCCUGACUCCACAAAUCCGUGCUGGGCAGGUGUGCAACAUCAGUGCAGAGGUUAAACGACCAGCAAAGGAGGAAUAUGGAAUGAUCGGCGAACAUACUGUAAAAAGUCAGCGACCCAGAUCAGUCUUUGACACAAAGGCCCUGCAGGAGCAAGCUGAAUCUGCUAAAUUUAUGGCACAAACUGGUGAAUCUGGUGCAGAGGAGUGGUCCCAGUGGAGCUCAUGCUCAGUUUCAUGCGGCCAAGGGUCGCAGGUGCGAACAAGAACAUGUGGUUCACCAUACGGAACACACUGCAGCGGUCCUUUAAGAGAGUCAAGGGUUUGCAAUAACACUGUCCCCUGUCCAGUGCAUGGCGUCUGGGAGGAGUGGUCACCAUGGAGCCUGUGUUCGUUUACGUGUGGGCGUGGCCACCGCACUAGGAACAGGAUGUGUGCCCCGCCCCAACAUGGAGGGAGAGCCUGUGACGGGCCUGAGACCCAGAGCAAACUCUGCAACAUCGCCCUCUGUCCAGUGGACGGCCAGUGGCAGGAGUGGAGCCUGUGGAGUGACUGUUCAGUGACCUGUGCCAACGGGACCCAGCAGAGGACCAGACAAUGCUCAGCCGCCGCCCACGGUGGGUCGGAGUGUCGUGGCCACUGGGCAGAGAGCAGAGAGUGUUACAAUCCAGACUGCACAGCCAAUGGCCAGUGGAAUCCCUGGGGGCCUUGGAGUGGCUGCUCCAAAUCAUGUGACGGGGGUUGGCAGAGGCGGGCGCGGGUGUGCCAGGGGGCAGCGGUCACCGGGCAACAGUGCGAGGGCACAGGGGAUGAAGUCCGCAAGUGCAGUGACCAGCGUUGCCCAGCGCCCUAUGAGAUCUGUCUGGAGGACUACACUGUAUCCAUGGUGUGGAGAAGAACACCUUCAGGAGAACUGGCCUUCAACAGGUGUCCUCCCAAUGCCACGGGCACCACUAGUCGACGCUGCUCUCUGGAUCACCGGGGUGUGGCCUAUUGGGAACCACCCAGCUAUGCCCGCUGCAUAACCAAUGAAUAUAGAUACCUGCAGCAAUCAGUAGGUCUAUCUUCAAUCCAGGGCCAUCUAGCUAAGGGCCAGGGGAAGUUGGCAGGGGACGGGAUGUCUCAGGUGACCAAGACCCUGCUGGAUCUCACCCAGAGAAGGAACUUCUACGCUGGAGACCUGCUGUCCUCUGUGGAGAUACUCAGAAACGUGACUGAUACCUUCAAGAGGGCCAGUUACGAACCUAGCUCAGACGACGUGCAGAACUUCUUUCAGAUCAUCAGCAAUCUCCUAGAGGAGGACAACAGGGAAAAGUGGGAAGACGCACAACAGGUAAGCAUUCUGCAGUGAGCUUGAUACAUUAUGGAAUGCACUUAAAGUGGGUGAGUGUGGUAUUCUUUCAGAAUCUGGUCCAGACAGUUGAAUACUAUAGCAUUCACCAGCACUGAGCCUGAGUUCAACUG
Molecule: messenger RNA, 2638 nt
Organism: Oncorhynchus mykiss (rainbow trout)
Lineage: Eukaryota; Metazoa; Chordata; Actinopteri; Salmoniformes; Salmonidae
Source: RefSeq, a predicted model, not a curated record